Messenger RNA from Brassicogethes aeneus, 804 nucleotides. The record is from the annotation of a GenBank genome assembly. Lineage: Eukaryota; Metazoa; Arthropoda; Insecta; Coleoptera; Nitidulidae.
AUGGGCGCGCAGAAGAAACAAAACGAACAAAUGUCUUCCAUGGGUAUCGAGGUUACCGAUAAAAAGGGGCAGGAAAACAAGGAGAAGAAGGAGGAGAGGAAAGUUGAACCUAUGGUUUUCGAACCAAUCACCAUUGAGUCGAUAAAACAAGACAAGGCUUUCCAAAAAACCACCAAAAAACAGCAAAAAGAGUACGACACUUUGCGCAAAAAACAAACCAAAGAGAAGUUGGCUGUCCAAAAAUCUCAGUGUCUGGCCAUUGAAAAAUUAAUUAAAGGAAAAAACAAAAACGACCUCGCGAACGAUCCAGCGGUGAAAAAAAUGGUGGGAGAACAGACUUUGGAGUGGAGCGAGUUGAUGGGGCGCCACAGAAAACAGGAGUGGGAAUUUUUGAGGCAGCAACUGGACGAUCAACGGGAUGUUUUGAGGAAACACAUGGAAAUCCUGCAGGCUUCUCAAGUCAAACAAUUAGAGGUGAAACACGACAAGGAUAUGAAGGAUUUGAGCGUGCAGCAGGCCAAACAAUCCGUAGAAACUGCAAAAGAGGUUGCAAAUGACAAAACCCUGAAAAACAAAAAGGACAAGGACAGGAGAUUGAAGGAAAAAACUCAGAACAACACGAAAAAGUUCCUUGAAGAGCAUAAAACGGCCACCAUUAAGCAGGGAAGGGAAAAGGAAAAGUUGAAAAUAACUCACGACAAACAGUUGGAGAUGUUAUCGCACGACAUUCAAAAAUUGAUUGACAUGUACAAAAACGAAGAGUUAGAGUAUGAAUUAAGCGGCAAAAAUGAAUUUUACGCUUGA